AUGAACACACACCCGGAGCAGUGGGCAGCCAUUUAUGCUCGGGGAGCAGUUGGGGGUUCGGUGCCUUGCUCAAGGGCCCCUCAGUCGGGGUAUUGCCGACCCGAGACUCGAACCAACAACCUUAGGAUUAGGAGUCAAACUCCCCAACCAUAAGGCCACGACUUCCCCAAGAAAAGUAAUCUCAUCUGAAUCAGGAGAGAAAUCUGCACAGAUCAAACACCUUUUAUAAGCAGUCCAAAACAGUUCUAAACAACUAUGGAUUUUGAUGUGAGAGAACAACAGUGAAUGGACUUUUUCUCAAAAGGAUGGGUUAUUGAAUUAUGGACUCUGGCCAGAAGUGACAGUUUAAAGUUAAAAUGCCUUAAUGAUAUAUUUGUUUCUUACAAACACGCAUCUUUACGCUUCACAAGAUAUUAAUUGAUGGACUGAAGAGGUGUGGAUUAUUUGUGGAUCAUUGUGAUGUUUUUAUCAGCUGUUUGGACUCUCAUUCUGACGGCACCCAUUCACUGCAGAGGAUCCACUGGUGAGCAAGCUUACAAAUGCUCUGGAAUUAUCAUGACAUUUGCACAUGGAAAAACCAACAAUAAACACAAAAAAAAAAAAAACAAGUUUUUUUUUAAAAGAAAGUGCAAUUUUUCAAACAUGUGUACUGGUUUCUGGACAUGAUGUGAAUUCUGUCAUGUUACUCACUUCACAUGAUUGACACACACACACACACACACUGAAUGGCUCGUCUCCAGCUGCGUUUGGUCUUUCAAACUACAGGAACCAAUUAUUGUUGUACUUGUGCCACGAAAUACUCCAAAGAUUAUUCAUCCCUCCAACACAGACAAAGAUGUUUCCUCCUCUCCUCCCUUCUUCUCUUCUCUUUUCAGAUGGUCUGCGCUCUUUUCUGAAGCCGUGAUUGAUGCCUCUGACCUGGUGACCCAGAGUACGUAUGACUGAUCUCUGUGCCAGCCAACCACAAAGCCCGAUGGCAUUGAUUUCCCCUGCUGAUCCCUCCCUUUUGUCUGCGGGGAUUAUUCCCAUGGCAACGCCGGUGGUCUAUAAGUUUAAACUGCAUGGAUUGGCACCUGCUCCCCUCAGCCACUGAGUCCAUGAUUGCAGAUGUGGCAUUAGCAGCACAGGGGCGAUUCACAGGUGACCCGUCCCAGGAGUACAAGCACACAGAGAUGCGCAUUAAGGGAGAGGGGGAUGAUGCCACGGAGGAAGAGGUCACGAUGAGAGGAGGGGUGUUUGGGUUACACGACACAGAUGGGACUAUAACGAGCAUGCAGCAUUCUGGAAAUAUAAAAGAUGGAAGAAAAUGAACAAAAGCCUAUCUUCUUUGGUUCAUUUGGUGAAAGUGAAUGAGGCGAGUAGAUUGGCAACGACUGUGUCAAACAUCGAUAAAGAUGCGUCUGUAGUGCCACGUGGUGCAUUUACCAAGAGCCCCUGCGGCAACAUGCAGACAAACCGAAGCUUUGGAGGGUCAUGGAGCCUCCAGCUUGAGGGGGGCGGCACUGUGUGUAUAUUACACAGUUUGCUCUGGCUGGGUCUCACCUUCUUCCACGUUCCCCAGACCCCUCAGCAUGGGCACAUCUACAUGGGAGACAGACUUAUGAACCUUGACCUGCCCUUCAUGUUAUAGCAGCCAAAAGGACUUUUGAAGACAGCAAAGGCUUUAAUCUCACUCUAAGUGUUAAUGUGUAAUCAACUCUGUGAUUUACUUGCACUUUAAUUUUAUUUCUGUUAUUUGAUUUCAGGAAAACAUAAACAUGUCAUGUGUUUGGAAAGUUGA
This is a messenger RNA of Cyprinus carpio (common carp), 1780 nucleotides long. Its product is annotated as radial spoke head protein 9 homolog. Gene Ontology annotation, biological process: cilium movement involved in cell motility; axoneme assembly; motile cilium assembly. Bases 1307 to 1630 code for a protein of 107 amino acids. Lineage: Eukaryota; Metazoa; Chordata; Actinopteri; Cypriniformes; Cyprinidae. The record is from RefSeq and is a predicted model, not a curated record. Gene Ontology annotation, cellular component: axoneme. The transcript is spliced from 4 exons.